Lacerta agilis (Sand lizard) is the source of this 3481-nucleotide messenger RNA. It is a transcript of the gene TBC1D16, whose product is annotated as TBC1 domain family member 16. The record is from RefSeq and is a predicted model, not a curated record. Gene Ontology annotation, cellular component: early endosome. The transcript is spliced from 13 exons. Gene Ontology annotation, molecular function: GTPase activator activity. Bases 266 to 2641 code for a protein of 791 amino acids. NCBI's taxonomy places the organism in Eukaryota, Metazoa, Chordata, Lepidosauria, Squamata, Lacertidae. Gene Ontology annotation, biological process: activation of GTPase activity.
CGCGCGGCGAGGAUUUAGGAGGCGGCAGCGGCGGUGGCCUCUGGGUGAGAAUUUGCCCUGCUGGGCAUUGGGGGGCGUGGGCGAGGCUGCUCUCGCGGUCUUUGCUCGAGAUGACACUGUACAAUGAGUUGUAGCUGCUGUGAUCGAUGCCAGUGGAAGCACAGUUCUUUGCAUGGCUUUGGCACUCUCUUGGGCAAGAGAGGCUUGACUGUCUGAAUUAGGAGCUUAAGUGGAGUCAACAGAGAAUGGAAACACUCCCUUGGCAAUGUCUCUGGGAAGACUCCUCCGCCGUGCCUCUUCGAAAGCAUCGGACCUCCUGACCUUAAAUGCCAGCAGCAGCAGCAGCGGUGGCGGUGGCUCGUCUUCCGUCUUGGAUGGGGAGAUUAUCUACUCCAAGAACAAUGUCUGCGUCCACCCACCUGAGAUGCUGCAAGGCAUCGUGGAGCAUCACCCAGGCUAUUUGUGCCUGUACAUGGAGAAAGAUGAGCUGCUUGGAACCACGCUUAUCUUGGCCUGGGUCCCAAAUUCCCGAAUUCAGAGACAGGACGAGGAGGCCCUCCGCUACAUUACACCAGAGAGCUCCCCGGUCCGCAAGGCCCCCCGCAAGCGUAACCGCCAUACUCAGGGUUUUGGCGCCACUAUGCAGGCUUCCCCCUCUGAGCAGAAGCGAGGUGUGACCCCAAAGGAUGAAGAAGAUGUUCUGACCGUGUCGCAGCUGGUUAGGGAUGUGGCUCACGUCAGCUGCCCUUCAGAAGAAGGGGAGAAGCUGUCCCAGGGUUGCUUGGCAACGGACAGCAGCCACAGCUCAGCUCAGCCUGCCCACAGUGACUCAGGUAUCUUAUCGACAAUCAGUUCUCUGGAGGAGCACAACCGGUUGGAGGAGUCAGUGGAAGAAGGGCUGGAGAGCCACCUGGAGACUGGAGAGGAGGACGAAGGCUCUUUGGAGUUGUCUGCCGAUGAUGUCAGCAGAGACAGCACAUUUGACUCGGACUCUGAUGCCUUCUCUUCUCCAUUCUGCCUCUCACCCAUCAGUGAAGCCCUGGUGGAGAAUGUUGGCUCCAUGUUCCUGGUUAAUGAAAACAGCGAACCGUGCGAAAGCCACAUGACUCGCUCAGCCAGCUCCAACUCAAGCCUUGAUCCCAACUCCCAGUUCCAGGAGAAUAAUGUUCAAGUACAGACCUCCCGGUGGGAUGAGCAGCAGAAAGUGUUUGCCUUGGAACAGAUCUGUGGUGUCUUCAGAGUCGACCUGGGACAGAUGCGGUCUCUUCGCCUGUUUUUCAGUGAUGAGGCAUGCACCAGUGGGCAGCUGGUUGUUGCUAGCAGGGAAAGUCAGUACAAGAUUUUCCACUUUCACCAUGGUGGCCUGGAUAAACUUUCUGAAGUGUUUCAGCAAUGGAAAUACUGCACAGAGACCCAUCUCAAAGACCAGCAGCUCACUGACGUGAAGACCUGCAUGCAGUUCUCCAUCCGAAGGCCCAAGCUGCCCUCCUCGGAGACCCAUCCAGAGGAGAACGCUUACAAGCGUCUGGACGUCUCUGCGUGGCUCCAUCAUCUAAAUGAGGCUGGGCAGGUGGAAGAAGAGUACAAGCUGAGGAAGGCUAUUUUCUUUGGUGGGAUCGAUGUCUCCAUCCGUGGUGAGGUCUGGCCUUUCUUGUUGCGCUACUACAGCUAUGAAUCCACUUCAGAGGAGAGGGAGGCACUCCGAGUUCAGAAGAGAGAGGAAUACUUUGAGAUCCAGCAGAAAAGGCUCUCCCUGACGCCGGAGGAGCAGAAGGCAUUCUGGCGGAAUGUGCAGUUCACGGUCGACAAAGAUGUGGUGAGGACGGACCGCAGUAACCAGUUUUUCCGAGGAGAGAACAACCCCAACGUGGAAACAAUGAGGCGGAUCUUGCUGAACUAUGCAGUUUACAACCCUACCAUUGGCUACUCCCAGGGGAUGUCUGACCUUGUUGCCCCGCUUCUCGCGGAGGUCCUGGAUGAAUCGGAUACAUUCUGGUGCUUUGUGGGUUUGAUGCAGAACACGAUCUUCAUCAGUUCCCCUCGUGAUGAGGAUAUGGAGAAACAACUGAUGUACCUGCGAGAGCUGCUGCGGCUGAUGCAUGUGCGCUUCUACCACCACCUGGUGUCCCUUGGGGAGGAUGGCCUUCAGAUGCUCUUCUGCCACCGCUGGAUCCUCCUCUGCUUUAAGCGUGAGUUUCCCGAUGCUGAGGCUCUGCGUAUAUGGGAAGCCUGCUGGGCUCACUACCAGACAGACUAUUUCCACCUCUUCAUCUGUGUGGCUAUUGUGGUGAUCUAUGGAGACGAUGUCAUCGAACAGCAAUUGGCCACUGACCAGAUGCUUCUGCACUUUGGGAACCUGGCCAUGCACAUGAAUGGGGAGCUCAUACUCAGGAAGGCUAGAAGUUUGCUUUAUCAGUUCCGCCUGCUGCCUCGGAUCCCUUGCGGUCUGCAUGACCUGUGCAAACUCUGCGGGACGGGAAUGUGGGACAGUGGCUACAUCCCCGCUGUGGAGUGUACGGGGAACCACCCAGACUCGGAUAGCUGCCCUUAUGGAGGCAUGGUGGAUGAACCUUCUCCCAAGCCAGGGAAUGAAAGCAGGAGAGGACUGAAAACACGGGAGGUCUUUGCUUUCCGGAAAUGACAGCUUCCUGGGGCUUGGGUGCCCAAAGACUGGAAGAGAAAUGGAAGCGAAACAACUAGGCGCAGUUGAGACGCACUCUCAGCAGACAUCAACAGGUUGACAACAGGAGGCGGAUGCUUCUCCUCAAUGUCCCAGAGGAGAUGGAUGAGUGGAUGGGAGAAGGAAGGAGAUGGCACCGAGUGGAAGAGUCUCCCUUAUGGUCAAAGCAGGAUCUUGAUGUGUGUCCUAUAUACCUGGAAGGGCAUUGCUCUGACUGUCCCAACUUUUGUUGUUGUUGUUGUUGCAUUACAGUUUGGAACAUUUUGAAGGGAGUGCACAAGGCUGAGCCUGGUGAAUCAGGAGUUCCAAGGGGCAAAAGGAUUCCCCCUCCUAAAACACACACACACACACACACACACACACACACACACACUGCUGCCAUAGGGGAAUGUAGAUGGCUUAAGACAAUGAGUCCACAACCAGCAACGCAGUAGAUGGAGGGGCAAUGCUACUCCGACCCCUCCAUCCCAAAUUCACCCACGCACCUGUGCACGCCCGUGUUGCUUUAACCAAAACACCAUGGCUCUCUGGCUUCUGCAUAAAGCCACGAUGAUCACUUGGAAUAUAGUCUGCCAAAAACGAAAACAAUAAAAUUACAAGCUUUUGGGGUUCCCCAGGGAAAUAAUCACAGUAUGUGUGUAUGUAUCCAAAGCUUGAUCACCAUAUUUUACAAAGCGCUUUAUUUUUAUUCUUUUCAUAUAUACACGACUUGUUUGCUGUACGUCAAAAAUCAAAUUUUUGCAGUUGACGGAAGUUGCAAUCCUCAAGUUCACUGUGAGUAUAAUAAAUUAUGCAAAAUCA